Molecule: messenger RNA, 4045 nt
Organism: Alligator sinensis (Chinese alligator)
Lineage: Eukaryota; Metazoa; Chordata; Crocodylia; Alligatoridae
Gene: RAVER1
Product: ribonucleoprotein, PTB binding 1
Exons: 14
Coding region: 116-2356 (746 amino acids)
Molecular function (GO): RNA binding
Source: RefSeq, a predicted model, not a curated record
CCCCGGUGCUAGUAGCCUCGCGGCGCCUCGCCGGCCCAAUCGGGAGGUGGCAUCUUGGGGCUGCUCUUGCUGCCAGCCCCAUCUCUAUGGUCGCAAGGGGUGGUAAGCUCCCAAGAUGGCGGCGGCAGUGUCGGCGGUGGGCGCCGUGUCGGUUUCCAGCCCCGAGCCCCCCGGGGCGCUGUCAGGGCCGGGGCCGGACGAAGCCCGCGCACCCGAGGAGGAGCUGCCCGCGCUGGACGCGGCCGAGGUGCGCAGCCGCCUGGAGCGCAGCGCGCGCCAGUUCCGCAACCGACGCAAGGAAGUUCACGACCUACUGAGCGACUAUGAACUGAAGUACUGCUUUGUGGACAAGUACAAGGGCACGGCGUUCAUCACCUUGCUGAAUGGAGAGCAGGCGGAGUCAGCCAUCCACAAGUUCCACCUGAGCAAGCUGCGAGACAAAGAGAUCUCGGUGCAGCUGCAGCCCACAGAUGCACUGCUUUGCAUUGCCAAUCUGCCCCGGCACUACACCCAACAGCAGUUCGAGGAGCUGGUGCGCCCCUUUGGCAACCUGGAGCGCUGUUUCCUGGUGUACAGUGCCCACAGUGGGCACUCCAAGGGCUACGGCUUUGUGGAGUACAUGAAGAAGGACUCGGCUGCCCGUGCCAAGUCUGACCUGCUAGGCAAGCAGCUGGGCACGCGGACACUGUAUGUGCACUGGACGGAUGUCAGCCAACUCACCCCUGACCUGCUGCACUCCAAGUGCUUGUGCGUAGACAAGCUGCCUCAUAACUAUGGGGACCUGGAGGAGCUGCACCAGGCUUUCUCAGCUGCCGGUGCCCCCACCUUCUGCCAACUGGCGUAUGGACAGGAUGGGCAGCUGAAAGGCUUUGCAGUCCUGGAGUAUGAGUCAGCAGAGAUGACAGAGACGGUCCAACAGGCCACAGAUGGGCUGCUGCUCGCUGGGAACCACAUCCGAGUGUCUUUCUGUGCCCCAGGUCCCCCUGGCCGCAGCAUGCUAGCUGCACUAAUUGCUGCCCAAGCAACGGCCCUUAACCGUGGGAAAGGCCUUCUGCCUGAGCCUAACCUCCUCCAGAUCCUCAACAGCCUGGGGAACCCAGCCUCGCUCCAGCUGCUGCUCAAUCCCCUGCUCCACGGUGCUGUCAGCGGAAAGCAGGGCAUCCUCGGCGCUGCCCCAUCACUGCCUCUCGUGACCAGCCCGGCUCUGUCCACAGCUCUGCUCCAGUUGGCACUGCAGAACCAGACACAAGCUCAGCAGAAGCCUGGGAUCCUGGGGGACUCUCCCCUCAGCUCGCUGCAGCACAGUGCUCUGGGGAUAGCAAGCACUGCAGCGCAGCCUGCCAGCCAGCUGCUGGGAGAGCUCCCCUCAGGUGGCCCCCUUCCAGCUGACAUGGCACAGGGGCAUGUAAAGUCGCCGAUCCUGCCCUCCGCUAACGUGCCCCUGGCAUCCUUCCUGGGGCCCAUGGGGGUGGAGCGGGAGACGCCUGUGCUGAGUGCCCAGCUGAGCCCAGCACCAGGCACACCUCCAGCCCUGCAGGGCCUUACCUCCUCCCUCCUGGGAUCCGUCAUCAGUGGGCUCCAGAAACCAAAGCAGAGUGAGAAUGGACCUCCUGCAUCCGGGGUCUCGCUGCUGGGGGAGCCACCUAAAGACUUCAAAAUUCCUCUGAACCCCUACUUGAACCUGCACAGCCUCCUGCCUGCUGGGAGCCUUGGAGGUGUGGCUGGCAAAGCCUUCAGCCUCAAAACUGGCACGCUAGGCAAUGUCUCCAACCUGCGGCUUCCACCGUCAUCCCUUUCUGCGCACACACAUCUCUCCCCCUUAGUCCCCCCCUCUUUCUGCUGCAGCCUGCAAGCAGGGCUCCUGGCUGCUACUUGUAUACAAACAUUAUCUCUCUCUGGGCAGGACUUGGGAUCCCGUCUGUACCCCCCGACAAGAGAGCCUGCAGGGCCCCUGCUGGGCGGCUUUGGGCAUGGCCGGCACAAGAUGCCAGCACCGGCACCAUCAUCCCCUGCAUUUGAGCGCAGCAGUCUGGGGUCACCCCUGCCACCCUUCUACUCAGGGUCACCCAGCUCCUACUUCACCAGUGGCCUACAAGCAGGGCUGAAGCAAAGCCACCUGAACAAAGCUGUCGGGAUGCCCCCAGUGGGCACUGGGGACAACAUCCUGGGUCUGGGACUAAACAGUCACUCUCAUGGUUCCCACAUGAAGACCCCAGUCGGCGGGCAGAAACGGGCCUUUUCCCACCUGCUGCCGUCUCCAGAGCCCAGCCCAGAGGGUGGCUACGUGGGGCAGCAUUCUCAGGGCCUAGGUGGCCACUAUGCAGAUUCCUACCUGAAGCGGAAGAGGAUAUUUUAGCCCCUUCACGACAAAGCUCGCUCAUGCUCUAACCCCCCCCACCCCUUCCCCUUCUUCCUCUCCAUUCCCUGACGUGUAAAUCUUGUAAAAAAACCUUUUUUUUAAUAUUAUCUGGAUUUUGAGUUUUUUAAGUGUGCGUGUGACAGAUUCGGCUGCCCUGUGCAUUUCCUGGCCAGGGGAUGGUGGAGCCCUUUCUGCAGUGGUUGCUGCUUUCCUUGCCCUGUGAUGCAGGCAGAGUGGAGGUGGAUGUCUGGACUGAACUGGACCUCCCUCAGCCAUGGAGAUGUAUCCCUGCGAGAGCAGAGCCAUCUCUGCCACCUUUGGCAUUACCAGGGAUCCGAAGUGAUGGCCUGAAGAAGCUGCUGGGUUUGGAGUGCUGUCACUGGGAGCCGUGUUUCCAUCCUGCCUGAGGUCCUGGGUCAGGACAGGAGGCCUCAGGAAGAUCCACGUGUUUCCAACCUUAAAAACUUUGCUUCAGAGAAAGGAACAUGACUGGACUCCCUGAGGUUCCUCGCUGCAACCGUGAUGCCUGCAGUGGCAUUGAUGCUUGUGGGUCCCAUGCUGGGGACAACUAAGAGGCAUGCGGGGUCCUGUUGAUGCUGCAGCACCAAGGUGGAACUGCUGGGUUCCCUGCCUUGCCCUGUGGGAUCCCUCAGAGUGUGCCCAAGAUGCAGUGCUCGGUGGGGCUUGUCAAGCCUGCGGCUCAGCCCAGCCUCUGACUCUUUGCACUCCCGUUUGUUCCCCUUUUUUUAAUAACUUCGCUGCCUUUUGCUCGCAGCGCCGCUGCCAAUGAGGGUUAUAAGUUGGCCCUGUAAUUUCCUGCUUGUUUUUAUUUCCUUUUCUUUUUUGACUCAUUAGGGCAGAGAUCCUGGCCUGCUGGGGAGCAGAGCUUCCUUAGUUUUUCUACUGGGCACAAGCCCUUGUUUUUGAGGUUCCUGUUGGGGGCAAGGGUCCCCCUUGUGCUCCCCCAGUGCCGGCUGGUACUUGGAAUCCACUACUGUGUGCCAGCCAUCCUGGAUGUGGCUCCCUGCCAACUGGCUCUUAGGGCGUGUCCACACCUCCCAGCCCCAUGCUGAAGCCCAAGUGGGGCAGACCAAGGCCCAUGGAGCUGGGCAUUCAAGCUGCCAGCGUCCUCUCUGCAGCUGCGUUUUCCCUGAAGCUGCAGUGGCAGACCAGGAGGAGCUUCAGGUGUUGCAAUCUUAACUGCAUGUUAUAGAGAAGGAAGCGGCUGGCUCCGAGCACUGGGUGGAGCGUGCGGAUUUCCAAAGCAGGGCUGUACCCAGUGGCCAAGGACCAAGUGCAGCGCUGGGGGUGGAUCUGUCUGUCCCCCUGUGGGUGGGCGUGUGGUGCUGGGCCUACGGAGCCUCCCUUCCUCAGCACUUUUUAGGGGUUUCUAAAGUUGCUAUGUUUCUACUGUAGAUAUGGUCUGGGUUGCUGUACUUGUCUGGGGAUUCAGAAUCCCCCGAGCUGGAUCUUGCCUUCCUAAAGUAAAGCUAUAUUUAUAUCAAGCCUUGUUCCUUUUGUACACGUGCUGUAGCCAUGUCAUUGUUUUCCUUACCCGGAGGGCAACCACUUUCAACUUCAAGCUGGGCCAGGUCCAGAAGCUGGCUGGACUGGUUUCAGUCAUGGUUCAGGUGUUUGGUUGACAGGUGCUUGUCCAUGUGUCCCCCUAGCCAUGAGCUGGACCCC